Molecule: messenger RNA, 5749 nt
Organism: Dermacentor andersoni
Lineage: Eukaryota; Metazoa; Arthropoda; Arachnida; Ixodida; Ixodidae
Biological process (GO): axon development; positive regulation of transcription by RNA polymerase II; sensory organ development
Cellular component (GO): nucleus
Molecular function (GO): DNA-binding transcription factor activity, RNA polymerase II-specific; E-box binding; protein dimerization activity
Source: RefSeq, a predicted model, not a curated record
AUGUUCAGUGGCGAAGUGUGAGCGACGUCGAGCUGACGUAGCGUCGCGCGGCGGCGCUGUGGUCGCGAUGCUCGUGGUGAAGUGACCGGACACUUGCGACGUCGAUCCGGCUGCGCGGUUUGUUUGUUAGUUUGCCGACUCGUUCUCUGCAUCUUUCUUCUCGUUCUCGUUUUUCUUCUUCUUUGUCUUAGCGCGGUGUAAAGUGUCCGUGGAUGCGGGAACAAUUCAGGUUAAACGAUAAACGGGACAAUGAGGGAAGUUCUUUUCUCUGUGCUUGAGACAUCGCAUCACAGAACGACCACGGCCACUUAGCUCCCGGUAAUGAGGCGCAUCAUCAAUAAAUGCGACGACGCCCUGUGAAGAUCGCGUCAUGGAUCCGGCAUCGAGCGGCCCUCAAGUCAUCCGGUUGCUCCUUAUUGUGACUGCGAUACCGUGAUUGAAUCGAUGGACUCGGCUGGUGUGCAGCUACUUCAGGAAGCUAAGCAAGACUUCGAAAACAAAGCGUUCUUCCACGACACGAGGAUUUCUUGAGUGCGCCUGACAGUGUCCCACAGCCCUUGGCCCUAGAGAUUGACGACUGAUCGACUGAUCUACCUGCAUCUGCAACCAGCCACGGGGACGGAAGUAGACGCUCUGCUACUUUUUCGUGACUACCACGUGUUACCAAUAACGUAAACAACACUUCUCACAAAACAGAUGGUCGUUACAGCGGUUGACGCUUCGUCACAGCAUCAAGUGAGGCUGAAGAUGAGACGCCUAUUUAUGAAACAAGAUAUGGCUAAAUGAAUGGGACGGGUAAAUUGUAUAAUGUUCGCAAACCCUAGGAUGUCACGUUGUUCCCCAUUGAAACCGGACUUACAAGCGAGGCCACCCGUGAAGUAUGAGACAAGUGCAAGCGCUACCGUUGGUAUACUCGUGACACCAAGAUACGCGUAGAUGGAAGAGCAAAGGUCGAGAGCAGCCGAAGUAAUUCACUGGCUGUAGUGAAACGCUGGGGGCUUGACAACAGUGUCUCGUCAGCAGUUGUCAUUGAAAGGAAAUGACAGGUCACAUUUUGCUGGUACUUAGAAACUUCUAGGAGAGUGCGAACCUUCUGAACAAUUCUCAAAUAGAAAAAAAAGAAGAUUGUGGGAAAUUGGUUGAGGAAAUCCCUCAGAUUGCAAGAAGUAGCUCAGCAAUAAGAAUAGUCAAAAUAGCACAAGGAAAUAUUCGAGAUAAAUAUUCUCCCCGCAUAAGUAUUUAUUCGUCCUCACAGUUGUACUGCCUUACCGGAGCAGCAACCUUAGCGUAUACUUCUACUCGGUUGAGAUACUGCACGAAAAAUAUUGUCCUAUCUCGUUAAACGUAUGAUUCUAAUCAUUGCUGGAAGUUAUUUAGGAGAAGAUAUGUUCAGAUAAACAAGAGUUAUGCGGGCCGUGAAGCUGUGUUGACGUAAGUCAGUUCGGGGCUGAAUAACGAUUGCCAAGUUUAGAGAGGUCCUGAGAACUAUUGUGGGUGCUGCGCGCUAUAUUUAUUGUUGGCGAACCAUCGUGCUUCAUGUAAAUUUGCAGUCAGCACCAACGCUGUAUAAAAAGUCGUAACAAACAAAAAUCAGUAAGACUACCUCUGAACUUAGAGUGUCUGAAGAAACUGUCAACGUUCUGCAAAUUUUUUGCUCUUGUCUCUUGUUCAGCACCGGAAGCAACAGUAAAGACUAAACGAGGGAAGGCCAGGGCUACGAAAGUACGCGCCUGAGUACUCCCAUAUCCUUGCAAAGGUUGCGCCAAAGAUGCUUCAUUUCAUUUCUUCAAGCCGUUUGAAAAUUUGGGGCACACGCAGUCACUUUUUGAAAACGCUUUCUUCCUCUCAUUUUUGCCGCCGUUGGUAAAGUAAAUUAAAGAUUUUGUGGCCUCACGGUUAUGCUGUAAAUUUUAUUGCUGCUUGUGAAAGUACGCUCGUUAGAACGUCUUCAUCUAUAUUUUGUAUACUGCAGUGGCUGUAUACGGCCUGUGCGCAAAAGAACUUAUCAAGUUAUCGGCAACCUGAUAACUUAGAGCUCAUUGUUUCGUUGAUCAUAGACAAAACUGCUGACAAUUCUGUGGUAUGUUGUCAGCUUAUCUUAACAUACCGGCAGUCACUACUUAAGGUUUCAAAUAAAUGUCGUGCUCUUAACGAACUGAAAACGUCUCCAGCCAUACUCAAACACUAAAUAGAACUCACUUUAGCUUUGUCAUAAUUACGAAGAUUUGAUCAACCCGCCCAUACAAGUGGACAUCUCGACAGUUUCGUGAAAGAAGCGUGGAAUGUAAGAUGACCUCCGAGCUCUGAGAAGCGUCGUCGCGAGACCAUGGCCUAAGCAUCAUGACCACACGAGUGAACCUUGCUACCUGUCAAAUUGUGAGGGUUACACGCAUCAAAUUCCGCUUCCAUUGUUUCUGUCAGUCCUCUUCAUCUAGGAGAUCGACGGUCUGCAGAUAGGUUCGCGACAACUUAGUUUGCCCAAGUGUCGCGCUUGCCAGGUAAUUCUUCGAUCGAAGCGACUGCAAACAGAACGACUGCUUCGAAGAAGGUGUCGUACAGUAAAGCGCAUUUAGGAACGUGUAACGUGCCACCUUUCGCAACAACGUACUCCAAGUCUCCUGCACAAGAGAAAUCCUUCGUGGUUGCACAUCGGCGCAGAGACCGGCUCACAGAGAGCCGAUUUUCGGACCAUCGUUUCUGUCGGCAAAUCUUUGGGACUGAGAUCGGUGGAAAAACAGAAGCACCUGCUGCUCUUCCAGCUUCACGUCAGUUCGAACGUCUUCACUGGAAGUCGACAAUAGAAGACUGUCUUAAGAGCACGCGGAAGUGGCACCAGAGUUCGAAGACAUCUCGCCACUACGCCACAUGGAAGCGAGCGCGGGCUUUCGCAUCGGCUUCCCAUACGCCCUGCACGCUCCGGGUCUUUACGGCCCGUCGUCCUUCGGCAGCCCGCUGUCCGCGGACUCCGCGACCGCCGCCGUUCUUCGAGGCAGCGGCGGCCGUGGCGGCGCCUCGCCUCCUGCCAGCGGAACGACGCGGGCCGAAGUGGCGGACCUCGGUGGGGGCGAGGACCUGCGCAGCGACGACGAGUCUCCGGGACCCGUCCACAGGAUGGGUCUGCCACCGACCAGUUCCCCGUGCUUCGGCGUGUCCGUACACCCGUCCGCCUUGGCCGCAGAGAUGUCGCCCACGCAAGGCCACCACACGCUGCAGAGGCAAAUGCACCCGCACUCUCAACACCACUUGCACCCAGGCUCCGUCGUCUCCGUCGGAGCACGACCCUCCCUCGCAGCCGUCACAGCGGCCGUAUCGGCGGCCCCGCCCCAGCCGGCGCCCAGCCUGGCCAGUCUGCCGGGCCACCACGGUGAGCCGCAGCGGCACCACCACCCGCCGCGUGCCCCGUCGACCCCCGAGCCUCCGGCGCCGCCCGCGAGCCAGGCGGCCAUGAUGGCCGGGGGCCGCAAGCACCGGCACGCCAAGACCAUGCGGCUGAGCAUCAACGCGCGCGAGCGAAGGCGUAUGCACGACUUGAACGACGCGCUCGACGAGCUGCGCUCCGUCAUCCCGUACGCGCACAGCCCGUCCGUGCGCAAGCUCUCCAAGAUCGCCACGCUCCUGCUCGCCAAGAACUACAUUCUCAUGCAGGCCAACGCCCUGGAGGAACUGCGUCGCAUCAUCGCGUACAUGAACCAGGCCGGAGGCGUGGCCAUCCCAGCCGCUGCCGCAGGUCCCCUGGCGGCUUGCUGCCCCAUGCCAACACAGGUGGCCUCGGUCCAGAACCACGGCGGGGAAACCGGAAGAGGAAGCAAGUUCCAGGGAACCCCUAGUUCCGGUCUCUUCUCGCCAUUCGCCCCCGCGCUGAACGGCGGAAGUCCAACGGACUCCGGAGGCGGGACCAGUGACGGCAAACCGUGACGUAGGUGGACGCGUCAGCGACCUUGACUAAGUCAUUUGUGCGUGCGCCUCGCGUGGUGGGAUUCGCCGCGGUUCACGUGACGUGGAACAUACGAAGAAGAACAGUGGCGCCGCCUACGGCCAAGUUCCCCGGUGGACUCGUUGACGACUGCCCAUGCGCCAUUCCUCGAUGCGUGUAGUAUUCCAGGAGGACAAGCGUGCUUAAAGACCAGAUGCUGGGACAUUGAACAUUUGAGCCGUGGUAUUGUUUUCCUUGGCUCACGUGACCAGUGAAAAACGUGCGCGCAGCGUUCUUCGAAGCCGUCUUCGCAAAAAUGACAGCGUUUCGCGGAGCACAGAUGGGAGCUAGACAAGGCCCUUGCCAAGACAUGAACUUAUCACGGUGUUGUUCAAAACGCGUUUCCGUCACGUUAGGACAAGGUGUAGGCGCUGGAGGGCUUAGGCUUAACUAUAACCGAGAUGCACACACACACACGCAAACACACACACACAAAAAGAACAGGCGGUUCGGCAGUGCUCUUACGACGUCACUCGUCACGCUGCAUGAACCAUGCGAUAAAUAUUUAAGGUCUUCUGUUUCGGAUGCUAUUAUUCUACGAGAGCGGUUUCAAGCACGCUACACAAAAACAUUGGUUACAGAUUGUCCUAACAAACUUCCACGCUAGUGGCCCUCUUUUCAAUGCGCGAGCGGGGAGUCAGUCGCGCAAAUGAACCGUCACGAAAGCGGCAAUCUUCAGCCUACUCUCGCCGACAAUGAAGUGUUUCGUGUUACUCUUGUUCAGCUACAUCCAUCGGUAAAUGCGAUUUUAACAAAUGCAAGCAGUUGUUGAUUUAAGGACAUUGAGUAGACGAACAUAGAAGAAUGGGCGCAUAAGAUGAACGUAGAUGAAAAUAAAAUUCUGCUAACGAGCACAAAUGGCGACGUAAAUUUUAUAACGAGUGUUUGGGUUAAGUGUUGGUUAAAUUAGGACGUCUGCUUUAAGUAAAACGUUCAACCAAUUUUAUAGCCGCACGUAAUCUGCUCUACAAUACUUGAUCAUAGAUUUAAACCCGAAGCAACGUAAUAUGGAAAGUACAUGCGCAUUUUUAUUGAUGUGUAAGCUCAGUGCGCAAAGCCAAAAACUGUAGCGAUUGAUUAGCAAAACGUGAACGUCUACGUACAAAUUAAGCCCAGAUUGCGAGGAGGUUCGAUCGAAUGCAGGGAUUGUGUUCGCGUAACCUGCCCUAAAAAGGCAGGAACAUAUUUUGCUAACCUGAUCUCAUAAUGUGGUUUCGAAUACCACGCGGUGAUCCAUGCAGGCAGCCUUAACCAGAUAAUAUGAGUCCACACGUCUUAUUUGAUAGAAGCGUGAUUAACUGUCUUCUAUUAUAAAACUUCCUCCGGUUACAAAAUCGCCCGAACAGAUUACGAUCAAAGAAAGGUUACUGAAGAGUUCAAGUUAUAUUCCCGUAACUGCUGUAGUGAAAAUAUCGACGGAAUAAUAGACGUCACGCAUAACUUUUAAUGCGUUUCAAUUGGUGAAUGCACUAAAUUGACGCGAUUCGAAGGUUUCGUAAAAAUCUUGUUCGUCUAUUUUCCUAGAAGUCACUUUCUCAUCUUGUGCCAAGACUGCGAUGUUUACUUUUUUUCUGUUCUUCUUCCUUGCAACCUGCCGGCUUGUAUAUAUACGAGCGAGGGUGCCACUUGAUUCUCUUUUUUUCCUCGAGUGUUCACCAUCGCCUAACUAUUCGGAGAAUAAAACUCCGUGAAUGGACUUUCCUGACGAGCGGCGAUCGCGAUAAGAGCGCGAGCGCGCGAGAUUUGUGCAUAAAAGACUUGAAGAGUCGACGUCAA